AUGUUGCUCCGCAAGCGCCCUCCCGUCUCACGCAACUACGCGUACGACUUGGAAAUUGAACAUUCUGGCGACGAAGGUCACUACAUCAUGGACAUUGAUUCGUCCUCGUCGUAUGGUGACAGCCAGUCCGAGGCAGAUGCUACGGAUUUCGACGAUGAGCUUGAAGGGUUAGACACCAGACCUUCACGGAAUAUCGCUGGCGAUAUCGAAUACGACUACAUUCUGGAUGAUGGACUUUCAGAGAACGACAACGGAAGUGAUGAAGUCGGAGAGAAAGAGGAGAGGAAGGAGAGAAAAGCCUCUAAUCGCCCGAGAUACACGGCUUAUACGGGCCACGAAUUUGACUACAUCCUGAAUGACGAACUUGAAGAGAACGAAGAUGGCGAACCUGCAUCUGUUCGCAUUACGAAGCACAAGCGCCGGACGUACAGUAUAUUGACGUCAACUGAAGGAUUCAACCUCGGCAUUGAACGUUUCUUUACUCUCCUACUGCCGUCACCUGAGCUUGGAAUUACCCGGGCGCAUCUGAAAGAUGACCUGCUGUAUAUCGUGGAUCGUCUCUGUGCCUUCGCUACUACGACUCCCAUCUUUGUUAACCCGGAGCUCGCCUUAUCUGCACCAUCCUCACUGGUAGGCGUGAAUCCAUCUCUGGCCUGGGCAGGAAACAUCUAUAUCUUCUUUUAA
This is a messenger RNA of Lasiodiplodia theobromae, 684 nucleotides long. RefSeq lists its product as uncharacterized. The transcript has a single exon. The record is from RefSeq and is a predicted model, not a curated record. NCBI's taxonomy places the organism in Eukaryota, Fungi, Ascomycota, Dothideomycetes, Botryosphaeriales, Botryosphaeriaceae. The coding region runs from base 1 to 684 and encodes 227 amino acids.